AUGCCACGCUCUCUAUUAUCAUCCACAGCUGCUCGGCGGCUAUCACAAACCCCAGCUUGUCGCCUCUUCUCAACUUCCCGCUCGACUUGCCUCUCCGCAUUCCCCGACGGUCAAUUCAUCUCUCGCCGGACAGCCACUGUCGCAACUCAACCACUUCUCCAAGGCUCAGUUGCACGCUCCCAGAUCCCUCACUCCAUUCGUCAGCGCUACGCCGGGUUUUCAUCCUCGCCUGUUCGCCCGGCUACAAAGGUCAUUCAAAAUCCGAGAACCGGAGAUGACGGAGAACCACUUGAGAUUGCCAUUUCGCCACGGGCUAUGGAG
Penicillium arizonense is the source of this 321-nucleotide messenger RNA. RefSeq lists its product as uncharacterized. The record is from RefSeq and is a predicted model, not a curated record. The annotation marks the transcript as partial. The transcript has a single exon. NCBI's taxonomy places the organism in Eukaryota, Fungi, Ascomycota, Eurotiomycetes, Eurotiales, Aspergillaceae.